Messenger RNA from Schistocerca serialis cubense, 2775 nucleotides. Its product is annotated as aminopeptidase N-like. Gene Ontology annotation, molecular function: metalloaminopeptidase activity; peptide binding; zinc ion binding. Gene Ontology annotation, biological process: proteolysis; peptide catabolic process. Gene Ontology annotation, cellular component: cytoplasm. NCBI's taxonomy places the organism in Eukaryota, Metazoa, Arthropoda, Insecta, Orthoptera, Acrididae. The transcript is spliced from 17 exons. The record is from RefSeq and is a predicted model, not a curated record. The coding region runs from base 97 to 2775 and encodes 892 amino acids.
GUGAUUAGAGUUUCGUAAUUGCUUCUCGUAGGGAUAAGAGUGAUAACAGUGGAGUAACGAAAGUGAGCGCUUACCGAGCAGACACCAGCCGCCAAGAUGAAGAUGGGACCGGCAUCGGUAGCUGCGGUGGUGCUGCUGGCGUUGGCGGCUCCUGCGCAUGCGCAAAGGAAGAGGCUGCCGGGUGAAAGCCUGCCGCACUCUUACCACGUCACCAUCACACCCGACCUCGACGAAGGGGAUGUGCCGUUCCACUACAACGGUUCUAACAGCAUCUUCAUCGAUGUUCUACGCAACACGACCACGUUCACCUUGCACAGCAGCGUCACCGUGACGUCUCUGAACGUCACGAUCAACAGGACGACAAUCGGUUCCAGUUACGAACAGCUGCAAGACGGCAGUAACUUCCUUGUCAUCACCCUCGAGCGAGAGGUUUUUGCUGGUGAUAGAUACAUUCUGCGGAUGGAGUUCAACGGCGAGAUUCGUGAUGGACUUGACGGCUUCUAUCGGAGCUCUUACGAGGAGGACGGUGAGACCAGGUGGCUGGCAGCGACGCAGUUCGCGGAGAUGGGGGCUCGUAUGACGAUGCCUUGCUACGACGAGCCGGCCAUCAAGGCGACCUGGAUGUUCACUUUCAGACCGCGUCCGCGCUGGACUGUGCUCACCAACACCCCGCUGAUCACGUCCAGGGACGAGGAGGACGGUCGCCGCACCAUGUUCUUCGCGGAGACGCCGCUGAUGAGCGCCUUCCUGCUGGCGUGGGUCAUCUCCGACUUUGUGGGCGUCCACUCGCCGUUGGAGCAAAACAUGACUGUCUGGACGACCAUGGAGACGGAGUCGCAGGCUGAGUACGCCAGUUCGGUAGCUCCCUGGACGGUCGCCUCGAUGGCGGGGCUUGUCAACGUGCCGUACAACCAUGGCUACCUCAGCAAGCUGGACCACGUCGCGCUGCCGGAAUUGGGCCCCGGUGCCAUGGAAAACUGGGGUCUCAUCACGUACAAGCAAUCACGUCUGUUGGCCCUGGAGAACUAUACGUCGGAAUCAGUCAAGGAGCAAGUAGUGACGAUCAUUCAGCACGAAGUGUCCCACCAGUGGUUCGGCAACCUCGUCAGCCCCAACUGGUGGUCCGUGCUAUGGCUCAGCGAAGGAUUCGCCACAUUCUUCGAGAACUUCGCCGCUGCAGUGGUGGAGCCCACCUGGCGCCUGGACGAAGUGUUUGUGGUCUCAACAUUGCUGAGGCCAGGCAUGGUCUACGACGAAAUAGCUGAGGCUCCACCUCUCACCAGUGAAAACUAUGACAGCAAUAUCUAUUACAAAGGUGGUUCCAUCAUCCGGAUGAUGCAGCAAUUUAUCGGCAGCGAGGCGUUCUACGAGGGUCUCCACAAUUAUCUAGUGGAAAACCAGUUCAGCAACGCUACGGAUGACAUCCUGUUCGCGGCAAUGGACGCGGUGGCGCCUGCGUCGUCUCUGCGUCCCAACGCAAGUGUGUCAUCAGUGAUGCUGCCCUGGGCGCGACAGUCCGGAUUUCCAUUUCUCACCGUCACCAGGAACUAUGUGGACGGCUCUGCAGUCAUCACACAGAACCGGUGGCUGCUGCCGCCUGACCCUCAAGACCAGGCACUGUGGACUAUACCCGUGACGUACACCUCAAGGUCGGAAGCCGACUUCUCCACGUCCACCAGACUGUGGCUGUCUGACAAGGCAGUGUGGAUCGACAGCCUUGCUGGCGCAACUGCUGAUGACUGGGUACUCUUCAACUUGCAAGUCGCUGGGUUUUACAGGGUGCAGUACGACGACGAAAACUGGGAGCUGCUGAGGGAACAACUUCUUACCGACCACGAGGCAAUCCCAGCAGUCAACCGCGCGCAACUCGUGGACGACGCGCUUUCUCUGGUGCUGAACGACCAGAUGUCGGUGGAGACUUUUCUUAACCUGACGUCCUAUCUGGGAAACGAGUACGACUACAUAGCCUGGCUCGAAGGCGACUAUGUCUUUACGUUCUUGUAUUCUAUGAUGGACACAAAUGACUUCUGCACGCUGUCGCAGACCCUUGUGGCCAACGUAACGGCUGCCUUGGGUUACGAGGCGGACCCAGAGGACUCCCACGUGACGCGGAUCCUGCGUGCAACCGUGGCCAGGCUCGCCUGUGACGGCAACCAGACCGAGUGCAGGAACACCACGUUCGGCCAGUUCGAGCGCUACAUGGCCGAUCCUAACGACACCGCCAACUGGGUGGACCCGGAUAUGAAAAGCGUCGUGUAUUGUGAAGGUAUUCGCCAGGGCGGUGCAGAGGCGUACGAUUUCCUGCAGGAGCUGUACCAGAACACUAGCGUCAUCUCUGAGCAGAGCGUCAUACUGGAGGCGCUCACCUGCCAGGAGGAUCCCUCAGCCUUCAGAUACCUGCUCGAGCAGACGGCAAGAAGAUCGGAGAGUGGCGUCCACUGGGACCACCUACCUGCACUGCUGGAGGCGGCGCUUCGGGGGCGACGCAAACAGGCUGCCGCUGCCGCCAUUGACUUCUUUGUGGAUAAUCCACAUAUCUUCAAGGCUCGUGGCAUCGGCAAGAAGAAGUUCGGGAAAUUGCUAACGUCCUUCACGCGAAAUCUCUGUGAUGAAGACAUCAUCCAUAAGAUAAGCCUGUUGGCAUCCUCUCUGGGAGAUCAUCCGCUGGCGUCCGCCGCGUCUUGGCGGCGUUCCGACGUACCACGUUGCGACGCCAUUCGUCGCGACGCCUCCCACUGGCUGAAAAACUGGAUGAGCGGCUACGUUGCGACCUGA